Helianthus annuus (common sunflower) is the source of this 2337-nucleotide messenger RNA. Its product is annotated as receptor-like protein EIX2. The coding region runs from base 1 to 2337 and encodes 778 amino acids. Gene Ontology annotation, molecular function: protein binding. Lineage: Eukaryota; Viridiplantae; Streptophyta; Magnoliopsida; Asterales; Asteraceae. The record is from RefSeq and is a predicted model, not a curated record. The transcript has 3 exons.
AUGAAAGAACUUAUAUCGUUAGAUUUAUCGGUAAACUGGCUUUCUGGAGAACUUCCCAUGAGCUUGUCAAAGUUAAACUUCUUGAGUAGCUUCAACGUGUCCUUCAACAGUUUGACAGGAAGAAUUCCAACAAGUACACAGCUUCAAAGCUUCAGUGAGUCUAGCUUCUUUGGCAACAAACUUUGUGGAGCUCCACUAACUGAAACUAAUGGUUGUGAACGGGUUAAAGCAGCAACUCAUACAAUAGGAGAGAAAAAAGAAGAGGAUGGAGCAGAUUGGGGGUUGAUUAUAAGCAUAGUGGUUGGAUUUGUUUGUGGAUUUUGGAUGAUUAUGGGUCCAUUGAUAGUGAGAAGAUCAUGGAGGAUUGCAUAUUUCAGUUUUGUGAGUAAUUUGAGACAAGCACUUCUCCGGUUCAAGCAUGGCCUCACUGAUGAAUCACAACGACUCGCUUCGUGGGUUGCUGAGAACAAGGACUGUUGUACAUGGGCUGGGAUAGCAUGUGAUAAUUCCAUAGGUCAUGUUCAUCGUAUUCAUCUUCCUGGAUCUGACGGUCAUUGUGAUAUCCUAUAUGAUGGCGUGACAUUGAAAGGGGAAAUAAGUCAAUCUUUGUUGGAUCUAAAGCAACUCAAGCAUUUGGAUUUGAGUUGCAAUGAUUUUGGAGGCAUCCAAGUUCCUAAAUUCAUUGGUUCUUUUCAAAACCUAAGGUACCUUAACCUUUCAUAUUCCAAUUUUGGCGGAAGUAUCCCUCCACAACUAGGGAAUCUCUCAGAAUUACAUGUACUGUGUCUUGGAAGAUUUCAUUAUUAUUAUCUUGAAAGAACGAGCAUGGCGAAUAUGAAGUGGUUGUCAAGUCUUGGUAUGUUGCAUCACCUCGAUAUGAGUGGCUUGGACCUUAGCAAAGCAACCGAUUGGCUUCAGGUGAUUAACACCCUUCCUUCUUUGGUCCAGCUACAUUUGUCUGAUUGCAAACUCUCUAAUCUACACAUGUAUGUUCCUAGUGUCAAUCUCACAUCCCUUUCUGUUCUCGAUCUUUCUUACAAUAAUUUUAACAAUUCAGUAUCACAAUGGAUAUUCAGUGUAACUAGUCUAGUUUCAUUGGAUUUAACUCGGUGUCAUUUUCGUGGUCCUAUUCCUAGCUUCCGCAAUCUGACUUCUCUUGAGUUGCUUCUUGUUGCCGGGAAUGAUUUCAUGAAUUCUUCCUCAAUAUUUCAAGAGUUGUCCAGUAGUAAUCUCAUCACAUUAGAUAUUAGAAGUUGUGGUAUUUCAAGUUCAGUUCUAGAUUCCCUUCAAAAUCUAACAAAUCUUAUUAGCCUGCGCUUGUCUGACAAUCAACUCACUAAGAGAAUACCUAAAUCAUUGGGUAACUUUUGUAAUUUCAGAGAGAUUGAUUUGUCUGGUAACAAUAUUGGUGUUGUGACAGAAGCUCACUUUAUCAAACUAGUGAGCUUGAAGGAUCUAAAAGGAUCAGCUAACAAAUUCAUCUUAAAGCUGCAAGUUGCAAACUGGAUUCCCCCUUUCCAGUUGAGAUCCUUGCUUCUGAGAAAUUGGGUUUUAGGGCCUCAAUUUCCGUCGUGGUUGCAAUCACAGAAGGAUUUACAGGAAUUAGACAUAAGCAACACAGGCAUUUCAUCGCCCAUGCCAGAAUCAUUUGUAAGAUCAUUCUCCGAGCUAUGGGAUUUGAAUAUGUCAAAUAAUCAUAUUCGAGGACCCUUAACGUUCUCUGGUAUCGCUGCCACACUUGAAUUUAUUGACAUUAGCUCGAAUGCGUUUCGGGGAUCGUUACAUCCUUUGUUGUGUUCCAGUGGUAUGACAAGCACAUCUUUUCUUAAUUUGGAAAAUAAUCAUUUGUCGGGUGACCUUCCAGAGUGUUGGGAGAAAUGGCCAAGGUUGGAUAUCUUAAAUUUGGGGAAUAACAGUUUGUCUGGUGAGAUUCCAAGAACAUUGGGUUCUUUACAUUUAACGUAUCUGAACAUGCAUGGGAACAAGAUCUCCGGAAGAUUACAUUCUUCUCUAAUGAACUUAACAUAUCUAGAUGUUCUUCAACUUGGAAGGAAUGAACUUACUGGAAGCAUUCCAACAUGGAUUGGAAUAAAACUUACUCGUUUAAGAAUUCUUAACCUUGGAUCCAACCGUUUCGAUGGAAAUAUUCCUCAUGAGCUUUGUCAUAUUAUACAUAUUCAUAUAUUAGAUCUUGCUCAUAACAACCUAUCUGGAAAUAUUCCAGAUGCUUCAACAACUUUAGUAUCCUUUCCGGCACCGAAAGCAAUUCAAGAGACUUUGCUUAUAGCAUUAGCAUUAUUGGACCUGAAUUAUUUAUUGCUGGUGAUUCAUUGGUGA